This is a messenger RNA of Anthostomella pinea, 924 nucleotides long. The record is from the annotation of a GenBank genome assembly. NCBI's taxonomy places the organism in Eukaryota, Fungi, Ascomycota, Sordariomycetes, Xylariales, Xylariaceae.
AUGCUGUCCUCCAUUGGGCGCGCUGCAACCAAACAGCUGCGCUCGGCCGCCGUGGUUACGUCGCCCAGCUCCAUUGUGGUCACCCGAGGAGCCGGCAGCUCGAGCUUCAGCUACAUCGUCAUCUCUCGAAGCUAUGCUACUGCAGGCCGUCCCAAAGGAUCCACCAAGUCCACCAAAUCUACCACUGUCGAAAAGACAAAGAAGGCGACCGAGAAGGCACCCGAGACCAAGAAGCAACAACGUGCGCGAGAGAACAGAGAGGCGAGAGAGGCCGCGACAAAAGAGAAAGAAGAACGAAGGCAAUUCUUAGCUGAGAAAAAGAAGGUUGUCACGGAACGUAGGGAGCUCAGGGAAACCGCCUUGUAUGACACCGAACCGAAAUCUCUACCGGCGGACAAAUGGCCCAUCUACUUGGCGCAAACCUCGGAAGGACAACCCAGAGGCUCUGGGCCUCUUGGUAGCAGAAUGGCGGCGAUUGCCGAGGAAUACAAAAAAAUAUCGCCCCCGGAGAGGCAGCGCCUCGAGGUCCUUGCCCACGAUAACAAGCUCCUCAACGCUGCAGCUUACAAGGCAUGGGUGGAGAGCCAUACUCCCCAGCAGAUUGUCGCCGCCAACAAGGCUCGCAAGUUGCUGAAGACGAAGUACAACAUCCCAAAGGCCAAGCUGAACGCGAGGACCAUCAAAGACGAGCGUCAACCCAAGCGACCAUCAACCCCGUUUAGUCUGUUCACGAAGGCCAGAUGGGCUACUGGCGACUACGCAAACCACAGCAUAGUCGAGGCCACCAUCAAUAUCAGCAAGGAGUGGCGAGCCCUCCAGGACUCAGAGCGUCAGCCGUACCUGGAUAUUGCCAAGGCAGAGGUUGACAGAUACCAUAAGGACCAUGACGCUGUUCUGGGUCGCGAAGUGUCUCCCGUUCACUAA